Messenger RNA from Electrophorus electricus (electric eel), 4212 nucleotides. Its product is annotated as cilia- and flagella-associated protein 337. NCBI's taxonomy places the organism in Eukaryota, Metazoa, Chordata, Actinopteri, Gymnotiformes, Gymnotidae. The record is from RefSeq and is a predicted model, not a curated record. Gene Ontology annotation, molecular function: protein binding.
UUUACCACCAUCAGCGCCCCCGGUGGCCAGUUCAGCACUUUCUAUAAACUUCCUCGCUCACGCUCUCUCAUGCGCUUUCUUCGUGAAUGCUUACAUUAGAAUAACCAUCUUUGUUGUUAGAACUUAAAAGUCCCACCUGGCUGACCCUUGAACUUGUGGGGUUUAUUUAAAAAACAGAAAGAAAAAAACUUAAAACCCUUGUGGAAAGCCUUUAAGACCUGGGCACUUUUGGACUGCGUCAUACACAGGAUGAUGGUGAACUUGCUGCCUUCUUCACCAGAGGAACCCCACACUCUUCUUUUCUAGCUCUUGACUGACAGCUGCUGUGAGCUGAAACCAUGGCGACAGCGAAGGAGGCGGAGCUGUUAGAAUGUCGGCUGAGCGUGGAGGAUUUGAAAAAGCUGCAGCGUCUGUUUCUGCAAACUGAUGGCUCAAGCGUGGCACUGUCCAUGAGGCGGGCGGAGUUCAUUGAGCAGGCCUGGGCUGCAGUCGGCCACGGCUCAAGGGAGGAGUACGGAGAUUUGUUUGACAGCGUAGAUGUGUCACGGGAGGGAUGGGUGGACUGGGAGCACCUGGCCUCCUUCCUCCUCCUCGGACUCUUCGAGAAGGAGGAGCAUGCUCGCACCGCCGCCGUGCCGCGCUGGAGGCCUGCCCGCACAUUGCCUGCCACCCACGGUGGGCCUGUCCAGAGUGUGGCGCAUCUGGGCACAAGUGGGCGCUACCUCAGUGCCAGUAAGGAGGGCACCCUGGCCGUGUGGUCUGAGGACCUGACCCUGCUUAAGACCCACCGCCUGGCCAAUGAUUCAGUCAUGCCCAAAGACUUAUGGGUGACGGGGAUGGUGCUGCUGGCCAACGUGAACAAGAUAGCAGUCUCCUUCACCUGUAAGGAGGUCUGUUUCUAUGACCUGCUCUCCAAGCAGGAAUUCAGCUGCCAGUAUAAAGUCCACAGCCUGUGCAACACUCCCAUCAGCCUGCACUACUGGCACCACCCCCAGAGGCCAGAGCAGGCUGUAUUGAGCAUCGGGGACGUGGCUGGCCAGGUGAGUGGGCUUUGUUUCAGAUCAGCACUGAUUUCUCUCUUUGAAAGACCUAGCAUGAGUGUGGAGCAUGACUCUGUCGUCAGCAUCAGCUGGGCGGAGCUACAGCAGGGCCGUCAUCGCUGCUGUUACACGGUGACACACACGGCCCACGGAGCGCACUGGGUCCGCACAGUGCGCUUCCUAGGACCUCUGGAAGCUUUUGCCUCCUGCAGCAGCGCCUCCCAGAGCAGCCUGGUGCUGGCUUGGAAAGAGGUGUCCACCGGACCCCUUCGGGUCACCUCCUUCCACACGGAAAAGGGCCUAGCCGAUCUCGACUACCAUCCCGGCCUCAACCUUAUCGCAACGGCAGGCUUGAAUAACCAGGUGUGCCUGUGGAACCCCUACGUCGUCUCCAAGCCCGUGGGCGUCCUCCGGGGUCAUGUGACCAGUGUGGUGGCAGUGCAGUUUAUGUUGGCAAAGAAACAGCUGAUCAGCUUUUCCAAAGACAAGGUGCUGAGAGUGUGGGACGUGGCCAGUCAGCUGUGUCUCCAGCGUCUUGCGGGGAUUUUCCCCAAGACACCGGAGUGUAAGAUGCUUGUCUUCUUCCACGAAGAGCGGUCGCGCCUCCUCCUCUCUUUCAACAGCGUUGUGCUGCUCCUGCAGGCACAGGAAGAUACGGGGAGAAGGGUGGCGAGCCACGACAGCUCCGUCACCUGUGUCCUCUACAAUUCCCUCUUUAGACAGGUCAUCAGCAGCGACUCCAGCUCAGGUGUGACUUGUUGGCUCAUGGACACAGGUCAGAAGGUCAAGCACUUUCCCCGUUGCCACGGUGAUGCAGAAAUUACGACCAUGGCACUGGAUGAGACGCAGACGCGGCUGUUCACUGCUGGCACGGAUGGUGCGGUAAAGGUAUGGGAUUUUAAUGGACAUUGUCAUCACAGACUCAACGCAGGCCGAGGGGUUGCCGUGGAGAUCUCUCAAAUACUAGUUCUGAGGAGAACAGUAUUGGUGUUUGGCUGGGAGAGGAUGGUCACAGUGUUCAGGCUCAACAUGUUCUCAAAGUACUUUGUUGAGCCGUCAGAGUGGAAGGGCGCGGUUCAUCACUGCAAUGACAUCCUGUGCGCUGCGUUCCGACCGCCUCAGACCUUGGUUACAGGGGGCAGCGAUGGAGAGAUCAUAGCGUGGAACAACAGUACUGAAAAUGCCCUGCGCAAACUGAGUUUGGGAAAGCAACAGCAUCUGCUCAAGUUCAGCUCAGAUAGUGCCUUUUGUAAAACCAGUGCUGUACAACCAUCCACAAACUCUAGUGCCCCCGGUGGUGAGGAGGACCCUGAGAGUGUUACCAGAUUGGUUUUUCUGGAAGGCCGAAAAGGAGCAGCUGCGUCAGUAGGUGGUGCUGACCUCGUGUCAUGUGGCGGCUCGGGCAUGGUCCGGUUCUGGAACACUGCCAACAGCUGUGUUGUGGGGGAGUUUGUGGCCCACAAAGACUCAGGGUCCAUCAUUCUGACAGUGGACAGCAGGGGGCGCUACCUGGUCACAGCAGACAUGGAUGGCUGGCUGAAAGUGUGGGAUAUACAGGAAUACUGCAUCCACCCUGCAGAGAGUGUAACCAAUCAGAUGCCAAUGUUGCUGUCCAGCCUCCGCGCCCAUAUCGACUGUGUCACUCACCUUGAGACAUGUGUCCAUGGUGAGCAGCUCUUCCUCCUCAGUGCGUCUGCAGACUCCAGCCUGGUGAUCAGCUACCUGCCUGGACCCACCAUAGGCAUCUUUGGCCAGGAGGUGCACUGGCGCCUGGGUGAAGUCGGCAGAGCCACCUUAAAGGAAGAGAGGGAGGCGAACCCAGAGUCUAGCCAGGAGACAACAGCUCCCGCAGUUGUCCGGGAGACUGCCCCUGAGCAGGUCCACCCAGAUCCUGACAGCGCAGUGGCUGCAGUGUGCUCGGAGGCUGAGGAGAAUGAUGGGCAGGCUGACAUGCUGCAACUCAGUAUCCUUGAUGACAGAUUUGCUGUGCAGGGGCGGAGCUUUAAGAAGGGGCAUGGCAUAUGGCAGAGUGACAUCAGACAGCACCUAUAUGUGAAUGGUGCUCACAGCACCGAUAUUGGCACAUUCAGAGAGCUCAGGAUCGAAGAGCUGGACCCAGUGGAUGAACUGACCAAGCCUGACUUCGUCAUUAAUCCUCAUUUAUACUUUGAAAAGAUGUGGGAAUCCUUCACCCCAACUCCACCCCCACCUGCAGUAACCAGAGAGACUUGUUUGAAAGCAGCAUUCGAUGAAAGGAGUCUGUUUCCUAAAGACGUACUGGAGCAGGUGGACAGGCCUCCUGGGCUUCGGCGCUACACCCAGAAAGUCACUGUGAUGAGAAAUGACGCAAGAGCCAUACACCGGAAUGUGGGGUGUGUGUGUGUGUGUGUGUUCUUUUCCCCUCCCAUUUUUUUCUUUACUCAGUCAUAACGACUGGGAGAACAUUCUUGUUCUGUCAACGCUGCCGGGCCUUCUGGGUAAUAUCUUUUUCAUUUCAUUGGAUGCUGGUUGUAACUCGGGGCAGGUAAUUUCGGAGUUAUAAAAGACCAAGUAAACAACAGGCUUCAGGUCAGCUCCAUUUCGAUUCAUUCUAUUUGGAAGCUUUGGCUCUUCGUGAGGUGGGAUUUCUGCUUAGGAAUGCAUGAGAUGAAUUUGCUUUCUGAACUGGCAGAAUUGUAAUGGCAUUGACCCCAACCCCAGUAAGCAAACUGUUAAAUGGUCAAAUACAAGAUCGUUGCCCCUCCAUGGAGGCAGCGUCCUCGGGCUUCUCAGUGAGUGUAACAAUAUAACCGAAUAGGACACUCGGUCUGAUGUCACUGCAGGCUAAAUCAGUUGUUUUGUGUGAACCAAAGCCCCUCUUUCACAUCAAUUUAACACUAUUCGGUAGCACUCCAAGGCUGAAUAUGUUGUUAUCAAGGUCACAAGGUCAUGUACAUGAUCAUAAGCCUUUUUAGCAUAAUUGUGCAGUAUGCAGGAUUUAGGAAACAGCGACAGGUAAUGGCUGGUCAUGAGUGGUAACUGCGUGACCUUACUGAACUUGCUCACCCUGAUCAGUCUAUCCUAUUAUUUUCUCUCACAGUAAACCCAAAGCCAGCACCUCUGGAGGAUUCAAAGCCAAAUGAAGCUUUCAAAUGAAAAUGUACAAAUAUUUUAUCAUUAUUAUAAUUAUUGG